Exophiala xenobiotica is the source of this 966-nucleotide messenger RNA. RefSeq lists its product as uncharacterized. The record is from RefSeq and is a predicted model, not a curated record. Bases 115 to 741 code for a protein of 208 amino acids. The transcript has a single exon. Lineage: Eukaryota; Fungi; Ascomycota; Eurotiomycetes; Chaetothyriales; Herpotrichiellaceae.
UGUCAAGUGAGAAGUUCUGCAUCGAAAUCAUCCUCAACGUCCAUGAAUCUUCCGACUUAUGUGACCUGAACCUCCCACCAAUUAGAAACUCAGCGUCUCCAAGUAAUUCUGACGAUGGCAGCGCGUCCUCUUCUCCUUGGCCUGCUCGCUACCACCAGGUCUCGCAUGCCAUUUGUCCCUCUUCCUAAUGCUCGCAGGCCCUCGUUCUUCAUCAGUGUACUGAAAUCUGCCACUCUUACGACGUCGGCUACCUCUUCCAGCAGUCCUGGAAUCAACGAAUCUCGCCAGGUGCCUAAUCCUUUCGAGGAAGCCAAAUAUGCAGCCUUUCUAGGUGAAGCUGACUCGGACGACGGCUUCGAAGUGGGCAAGCUGGAGCGAGGGGAUACGCAGGAACUGGUCGACCCUGUUAUUGCUCUAAAUGCAGCUUUCCUAGGCGAAGCAGACUCUGAUGAGAAUCUUCAGGCGCUCAGAGUCGAAGCGGGAGAGAGCUUUGUAGCUCUAGACCCGUCAGCAGUGAGAAACGCAGCAUUCCUGGGAGAAGCAGACUCGGACGACGGAUUCGAAGCACAGAGAGCAGAAGAGGGGGAUAGGCACGAGGCUAUGGAUGCCACAAACGCUGCUUUCCUGGGCGAGGCUGACAGUGACGACGGAUUCGAGGCAGACUUCGAGGUGCAUCCCUCAAAAUAUGCUCAUAGGAUCGAGGAUACCACCGAAAGUGGGUUUCAUGCCGAGGGAGGAUAACUGCAUCAAUGGAGAAUUGUGGUCGCACGAAAAUGGCCGCUAAAGGGGAUCUUGCUUGUCGGAUUGAGGGCGCUCUGUAUCACUUGCUGGUCGGUUCGAAGAUUGACAGAAUGAAGCUGUACAGGUCAAAUUGAUGACUCCUGAUCGCAUGGACAGUCAGCUGUUUCUUGUAGCCAGAGCAAUUUAACCAUCAACUUCGAGGCUCUAACGUUCUGGCCCUGGAAC